This is a messenger RNA of Zophobas morio, 3900 nucleotides long. RefSeq names its product eukaryotic translation initiation factor 5B (gene eIF5B). Gene Ontology annotation, molecular function: translation initiation factor activity; GTPase activity; GTP binding. Gene Ontology annotation, biological process: translational initiation. NCBI's taxonomy places the organism in Eukaryota, Metazoa, Arthropoda, Insecta, Coleoptera, Tenebrionidae. Gene Ontology annotation, cellular component: cytoplasm; mitochondrion. The record is from RefSeq and is a predicted model, not a curated record. The transcript has 13 exons. Bases 134 to 3580 code for a protein of 1148 amino acids.
ACAUAGGAACAAGUAAAGCAUGUCCAUAAGAGACCUCAUGCCAGAUUGUUAAAAUUUUUCACACAAUUUGUGAUUUACUUAUGAUAAUUUUUAUAAAUAAAGUUUGUGCUAGUGACUUACUUAAGUAUACACAAUGGGUAAAGCGAAAAAAGGCCGUAAAGGAGCUAAAGGGGAUGACAGCGAAUCUGAGCGUGAGGUAGAAACCCAGGAAUUGACUGAUAAAGUAAACUCUAAAAAAUCUAAGCCUCCAAAGUCUAAGCAAAAUCAAGAUGAUGACAGUGACGAAGAAGUUCCAAAAAAGCUUCAAACAAAGAAAACUGCCCCAAAACCGAAGAAGGAAAAGAAGAUUGAUAUUUCUGAUGAGUCCGAUGAUGACGAACCCGUGCCAACUUCAAAAGUGCAAAAAUCAUUUGCACUUCUGAAGGUAGAUGAUAGUGAUCCUGAAGAAAAUAAUCCAGCUGGUGAUAGUGAUAGUGAAGUUAAAAUCGUUAAAAGUGACAGUAAGAAGAAAUCUAAUAAAAAUAGUGAUGAAAAUAGGACUAAAGAACAAGGUGGCAAAAAGGGCAAAAAAUCUCGAAAAAGACGCGACGACAGCGACGAAGACAUAGAAAAAGUAUUAGCUGAAUUAGAAUUAGAAUAUUCAGGCGUCAAAAAAGAAGAUAUACCGAAAGCUGAACCUGAAAAACCUCCAGAAGAGAUUAAACCUAAGAAAAAGCAAGAAAAAGAACCAUCUGUUGAACCCGCCGAAGAUAAAAAUGAAGAGCCUGAAGAAACUAGUACAGUAAAAACUGCCGCGCAGAAGAAAAAGGAGAGAAAAGAAAGAGAGAAACUCAAAAAGCAGGCCAAAAAAGAGACUUUGAAGAAACAAGACAGUACAGAAGCAGAAGAACCUGCUAAGAAAGUCACAGAGAGUAUUGAAACAGUAGAACAAGAACAGGAAGAUGGCGAAAAGGAAAGUAAAAAGAAAAAAAAGAAGGGGGCCAAGGAGGAGAAAGAAAGCAAGGAACCCAAAAAAGGACCUGGAAAGAAAACAAUAGCUGCAAUGCAAGAAGCACUCAAGAAAAUUAAGGAGGAAGAAGAGAGACUUAAACGUGAAGAAGAAGAACGCCUGAUAAGGGAGGAAGAAGCAGAAAAAGCACGUUUGGAAGCAAUCAGAUUGGAACAAGAAAGAAAAGAAAAGAAGAAACAGAAAGAAAAGGAACGCAGAGAGAGAUUGAAGGCUGAAGGAAAACUUUUAACCCCUAAACAAAAGGCUGACAGAGCUAGAGCUCAAGCAUUGAUAGACAGCCUUAAAGCGCAGGGUGUUGAAUUGCCAGAUGUAGGAGUCAAAAAACCCAGACCUGGAACUAGAAUCAAACCAACAAAGCAACAAAAAGAGCAAAUUAAAGACUCUAAACCGGAAGAAGAAUUGGAGGAACCAAAAGUGGAAGAAACUCCAACAGUCGAAACGGACGUUCCAAUAAAAGAAGAACAGCAAGAAAAAGAACCAGAGGUAGCGGAGGAUGUUAAAGACGCGUGGGAUGCGUCCUCAGACGAAGACGGAUCAGACGAAGUUACACCUCCAGUUCGUGAAGACAAGUCAAAAACUAAACGUAAAACUGAAGAAGACCAAGACAAAAGUAGUUCGGAAGAAGAAUCUGAAGGUUCAGAUACAGAAGACUCAGAAUCUGAAGAUGAAGAUGAUGAUGAGGAUGAAGAAGAUGAAGAUGCAAAAACAGCAGCGGAAAAAUCAAGAGAUAGGGCGGUGGAACGUAUUAAAGCAAGAAAGGAGGCGGCAGAAAAGGCUAAGAACGUUGAUAAUUUGCGAGCUGGCAUUGUGUGCGUUCUUGGUCAUGUAGAUACUGGAAAGACGAAAAUUUUAGAUAAACUAAGAAGGACCAACGUUCAAGAUGGAGAAGCUGGUGGGAUUACACAACAGAUUGGUGCUACUAAUGUUCCUAUUGAUGCUAUCAAAGAACAAAUCAAGUUUGUCAAAGGUGCUAGCGAAAUGGAGAUGAAGGUUCCAGGUCUUCUCAUCAUCGACACGCCAGGUCACGAGUCUUUCAGCAAUCUAAGAAGUCGCGGUUCAUCCUUAUGUGAUAUUGCUAUUCUAGUAGUAGACAUUAUGCACGGUUUAGAACCACAAACAAUCGAAUCAAUCAACCUUCUAAAAACCAGAAAAACGCCAUUCAUCGUAGCCCUAAACAAAAUCGACAGACUUUACGACUGGCAAACGAUGAGCCGAAAAGACGUACGAGACAUAAUCAAAUCGCAAGCAGCAAACACCCAGAUAGAAUUUGAACAGAGAACUAAAGAAGUCAUAGUGCAAUUCGCCACACAAGGCUUAAACGCCGCUUUAUACUACGAAAACCCUGACAUUAGAAGUUACGUUUCUCUGGUACCGACAAGUGCAAUCACCGGUGAAGGCAUGGGCAAUCUUCUAGCGUUGAUCGUUGAAUUUUGCCAAACCAAACUACCGAAACGCCUUAUGUACUCGGACGAGCUACAAGCCACCGUAUUGGAAGUAAAAGCGAUCCCGGGGUUGGGUACCACCAUUGAUGUAAUUCUAGUCAACGGGACGCUAAGAGAAGGCGAUACCAUGGUAUGUGCGGGUACAGACGGGGCGAUCGUUACUCAAAUUAGAUCUUUACUGAUGCCCCAACCGCUUCGAGAACUCAGAGUCAAAAACGCGUAUGUUGAAUACAAAGAAAUCAAAGCGGCCCAAGGAGUUAAAAUUGCUGCUCGGGAGUUGGAGAAAGCCAUCGCCGGAUUAAAUUUAUUUGUGGCCCAGAAAUCGGACGAAGUUGAUAUACUCAAAGAAGAUGUUACUCGCGAGUUGAAGUCGGCUUUGUCCAAAAUCAAGCUGCAAGAACGGGGUGUGUACGUGCAGGCGUCGACGCUGGGUUCGUUAGAGGCUUUGCUGGAGUUCUUGCGUACCAGCAAAAUUCCGUAUAGUGGAAUUCGCAUCGGCCCUGUGGUCAAGAAGGAUGUGAUGAAAGCAUCUAUCAUGUUGGAGCACGAAAGCCAAUAUGCUACUAUUUUGGCGUUCGAUGUCAGGGUUGAGAGGGAUGCUCAAGAGCUGGCUGACACCUUGGGUGUUAAAAUUUUCCAAGCGGACAUCAUUUACCAUCUCUUCGACAAGUUCAUGGCCUAUAGGGAAGAAUUGAAGCAAAAGAAACGCGAAGAAUUCAAACACAUCGCCGUUUUCCCUUGCAAAUUGAAGAUCUUACCACAGUUCGUUUUCAACUCGCGUGACCCUAUUGUCGUGGGCGUCAUGGUAGAGGCGGGAAUCGUUAAAGAAGGAACUCCCAUAUGUGUCCCCAGCAAAGAGUUCGUAGAUUUGGGCGUGGUUACCAGCAUCGAAGUGAACCACAAAAACGUGGAGAACGCCCGAAAAGGCCAGGAGGUCUGCAUAAAAAUCGAGCCAGUUCCCGGUGAGGCUCCCAAGAUGGUCGGGAGACACUUUGAGGUUACGGACAUGCUCGUCAGUAAGAUAUCAAGACAGUCUAUCGAUGCCUGCAAGGACUAUUUCCGAGACGACCUUGUGAAAACGGACUGGCAGUUAAUGGUGGAACUGAAAAAACUCUUCCAAAUUUUGUAACAAUUACCUGUAAGAUGUCACAUUCUUUAUACUUUCGGUUUUUAGACACUUUUAAACAUCGGUAUUUUAUUCUGUAAACGAUUAACAGCCCUGCUUCUUAGGCUUGGUUUUAUUUGCAGCACGUUUAGGUAAUUUCAGUGCUAUGUAUAUUUGUACUGUUUGAUGUGUAACUUCUUAUCUUACUGCGCGAUACAGUCUUACGAAGAAGUCAAAAGAUUACCAUUUUUAACCUGCCAUUGUGUUUUAAUUUCAUCAUUUUAAGUUAUAAUUUGUUAUGGGUUUUUUUCAUAUAAAGUGGUUGAAAUGAAUGUAUAUUUAUG